AUGGUAUAUUCAAAAUACUAUAUUAUAUGUCAUAUGAUUAUUAUUAUUAUAUUAUUAUUAAUAUUUCCUUGUUUCCUUUCUUUUUUGUUUUUCUUUCUAUCUAUCUAUCCUCUUCUUCUACCACUCAACAUCAAAGCAACUGUCGGCUCUAUCUCAUCCACCUCACCAUAUGGAGGUGUUGUCCAACUAGUUGGUAAAUACCUUUGGACAACCAGAUUGGAUUCAACUACAACUACCAUCUCAAUUAGCGUUGGAGGAGUAACAUGUACAUCACCAGUGGCCAUUGGAAAUGAUGGAACCAAGUUGAAUUGUACUCUUGGUAAUGCUAGUCAAUAUAGAUCAGAUAUUCAAUUAUCGAUUGACUCUGUCAAUGCCAACUCUACAACCAUUUACACUAGUAUUCCACCAAUUAUCACAUCGAUUACAUCGUCGUACUACCUCAUCAAAAGUGUAAUUUCUAUUUUUGGUAAUGAUUUCUAUACAUCUCCCACAACAGUCUUUAUCGGUGAUAGUCCAUGUAAUAAUGUUUUAGUUGUCGAUCCACAACACAUUACUUGUCUAUUCGAUAGUAAUGACAGCAAUGCCAAUUCAAUAUUGGAUGUGUAUAUCAAAUCUGGUGAAUUAUCAGCCGUUCAAAUUAGAUUAUUCAAAUACACCAUGUUGCAAUGUUUGAAUUCAUGUUCAUCACAUGGAAAGUGUGUCACCUCUGGUCAAUGUCAAUGCAACAGCGGAUACACAGGAGCUGAUUGUUCAAUCACAUACGUUCAAUCAUUAGUUCCAGGUGAUGCAGGAACACCAUCAGGAGGUAGAUUCAACAUGUUUAACAGUUCAAUGGAAUUCUUCCUUUCACACAUUCAAGAAGUUCGUCAAAACAAUACUGUUGUCCAAACUAUUGCUCUCACCAACUGGGACGUUUAUGCUCAAGAUGGCAACACAACCUCUUACAACUCAACAUCAGCCAACCACAACAUUAUUCUCACAGUCAGUGAAUACAAUACUUCAUCUGUUCAAUCAUAUCUCGGCGAUGAUAUUGUUAUUCCAACCAACUCUGUCAAACACUUUAUCACUCUCGGUAAAUUCAACUUUGAAUCAACCAACUCAUCACUCCGUAUCAUCUAUCAAUUCAAAUCACCAUCAGAGAUUGAAUACAAUUGCAACAAUGAAACCACCAAACACCAAUAUGACACAUCAUCAUCAACAACCACCAUCAAAUCAUACACUAUUGACACACCAGUCGGUACAAUGAUGGCAUCAUUUAGCAACCGUGCCGAGAUUGAUGAUAUCAAUUCAAUGGUCUCAUCAAUCCAAGCAAUCACAUCAGUUGACUCUUCCGCCCAAUCAACCAACGGUCACCAAUACAUUGCCAUCCAAGUUCCAUCAUUUGAAGACUAUGUCCAAAUGGAUCCAAUAUUCUCAGCCACAUCAAAGACUGCACCAUCAACCGAUGCAUGUGUUGCAUCUGUAUCUUCAUCCUCUGUACCACCAAUCUUAUUACUAUCAAUAAUAUCAUCGAUCGUUGUUAUCCUCAUUUUUUAA
Cavenderia fasciculata is the source of this 1536-nucleotide messenger RNA. RefSeq lists its product as uncharacterized. The record is from RefSeq and is a predicted model, not a curated record. The coding region runs from base 1 to 1536 and encodes 511 amino acids. NCBI's taxonomy places the organism in Eukaryota, Evosea, Eumycetozoa, Acytosteliales, Cavenderiaceae. The transcript has a single exon. Gene Ontology annotation, biological process: sexual reproduction.